Molecule: messenger RNA, 3795 nt
Organism: Gastrolobium bilobum
Lineage: Eukaryota; Viridiplantae; Streptophyta; Magnoliopsida; Fabales; Fabaceae
Exons: 24
Coding region: 226-3567 (1113 amino acids)
Biological process (GO): regulation of exocytosis
Cellular component (GO): cytoplasm; plasma membrane
Molecular function (GO): myosin II binding; syntaxin binding; GTPase activator activity
Source: RefSeq, a predicted model, not a curated record
UCCCCGAAGCUCCCUUUGAGGUUAUCAAACGGUUCCCAGUAACCCUUUGGGCAUCGCAUCACCGUCCAUUUUGAUAAGAAAAUCGGGAAGAAGCAGCCGUGCACGAUGCAUCAUACUGGUGAUUCACACGGUACCUGAAGCACGAAGAAACAGAAAACUCGAAUACAAAUUUAGGCAGCAUAGGAAGCAAAAGCCAAAAGCUGUUAGAUUGGAUCUUCAUCAAUAAUGUUUUCUAGAUUCUUUCAGAAAUCUUCACCGCAACAAAGCCCACAGCCACAGCCACAGAACGUAGUGCAACGUCGUUUUUCGUCUGCGGAUUUUGAUCCGCGAGUUCUUCUUCACUAUGGUGUUCCAUCUACUGCGUCUAUCCUUGCCUUUGAUCGCAUCCAACGUCUAUUGGCGGUGGGAACACUUGAUGGCAGGAUAAAGGUGUUUGGUGGUGAUAAUAUUGAAGGGACUCUUAUCUCUCCUAAGCAAAUAUCGUUCAAGAAUUUAGAGUUCUUGGAAAAUCAAGGUUUUCUUGCUAGCGUCUCAAGUGAUAAUGAAAUACAGGUUUGGGAUUUGAAAAGCAGGCAAAUUGCUUCUGCUUUGCAGUGGGAAUCCAUCAUAACUGCUUUCUCUGUUAUUUAUGGCACCAGUUACAUGUAUGUUGGAAGUGAGCAUGGGAUGGUAUAUGUAUUGAAGUUCGAUCCUGAAGACAGAAAAAUUGAAAUAUUACCUUAUUAUGUUCCCACAAAUGUUAUAUCUGACGCAGUUGGGAUGUCACUUGAUCAUGUUUCAGUUGUCAAAGUUCUCCAUCAACCUUGUUCUGAAGGAAACAGACUGUUGAUCGCAUAUGAUAAUGGCGUGAUGACACUCUGGGAUGCUUCUGAAGAUCGAAUUGUUCUCAUAAGAGGUCACAAGGACAUCGAAUUGAAGGGGAAAAAACUGGCUAGUUAUCCAGAUGACCCUAAGGAUGAACUUUCUGAUGAUAAAAUAGACCCUGAAGAAGAGGAUAAGGAGAUAAGCUCUGUUUCUUGGGCAUCUAAUGAUGGAUCAAUUGUUGCUGUUGGUUAUGUAGAUGGUGAUAUAAUGUUUUGGGAUUUGUCAACUGCUGACUCUCCCCUGGAUCAACAAGCUGAAAAAUUGUCAAACAAUGUUGUCAAGCUUCAAUUAUCAUCAGCAGAUAGAAGACUCCCUAUUAUUGUUCUACAUUGGUGUGCCAAUAAAUCUUUUAAUAAUAGUGGGGGUAAACUCUUUGUCUAUGGUGGUGAUGAAAUUGGGUCUGAAGAAGUUCUGACAGUUUUGAGCGUUGAUUGGUCUUGUGGGAUUGAAAGUCUUAAGUGCACUGGCCGCAUUGAUGUUACACUGCAUGGUUCUUUUGCUGAUAUGGUUUUGUUAUCUAAUGAUCAACAUGCAGAGGGGGCUUGUAAUAUGCUAUUUGUAUUGACAAAUCCUGGACAACUGGAUCUUUAUGACGAUGAUUGUUUGUCUUCUUUGAUGUCUAAGCAAGAAAAGAAGAUUUCUCCUCCGACAAUGCAAUAUCCAAUUGUCAUACCCACUCUGGAACCAUGCAUGACAACAGCAAGGCUUGAUGUGGUAUGCCAAGAUGUGCAGUCAUUUAGGGCCUUUUCUGAGAUUCUUGUAGCUGCAAAGCAGCAUUCAGCACAAAAUCAGGCAGGUAUCGAUAUAAAGUGGCCUUUGACUGGUGGUGUUCCAGGCCAGCUUUUCAAAGAAGACCAUCCUUUCAUUCAAAUAUACAUAGCAGGUUACCAAGACGGAUCUGUUCGGAUAUGGGAUGCCACAUAUCCUGCUUUGUCACUUGUUUACAACAUAAAAUCUGAGGUGAAUGAUGUUAAAAUAGGCAGUGCAAAUGCACCAGUGUCAGCAUUGGAUUUUUGCCCUGAUGCUCUGCAUCUAGCUGUUGGCAAUGAAAUUGGUGUCGUUUGUUUAUAUGGGCUAAUAAGGAGUUCGGAUGACACAACUUUGCACUUCGUGACAGAAAAUGGAACAGAAAUUCAUAAUAUGCAUCAAGGGGAUGGACCUCAUUGCAAGGCAGUAUUUUCCAUUCAAAAUUCUGCUGUAUGCAGCCUACAGUUUGCAAACCUGGGAGAGAAGCUUGCUGUUGGAUAUGAACAUGGGCAGGUGGCUAUGCUUGAUAUCAGUACAUCAUCAGUUUUGUUUCUCACGAAUACUGAAUCUAACACACCUUCAGCAGUCGUUUCUCUGAAUGCAAAAUUUUCAGACACUAGUAGCUUAAACAUCCCACAGCAAUCUGUAUCUGAUAUUGCUGACCAUCCUGGAAAGGGGUUAGUUUUUAUCAUGACUAGGGAUGCACACUUUGUUGCGAUAGAUACUGCAACAGGGAAUUCGGUUUGCAGUAGGACAAUGAACCCAAAAGUGAAGUCAAAUGCAAUUUCAAUGCACAUUAUAGAUGGUAAUUCUGAACUAUCGGCUGAAAAACUGUCAUCCAACUCGCCUCGAAAGAGUGAUUCUGGAAUGCAAGCUUGCAUUCAAUCUGAAAAUACACAAGUUGCAGUUGAAACUCCUACUACCAUAGAGAAUUCGUAUUUUCGGCAGACAGUAUUGAACUCACUCAUUUUGCUUUGUUACGAGAGUGAAUUGAGCUUACACUCUUUAAAUUUUGUGAUUGAGGGUAGCAGUAAGUACAUACGGAAGGUGAACCUUAUACAACGAUGCUGCUGGGCAACAACCUUUAAGAAAGAUGAGAAAGAAUGUGUUCUGGUUGUUCUGUAUGAAACUGGAGACAUUGAGUUAAGGUCGUUACCUACUCUGGAAGUGUUGGGAGAAAGCUCUUUAAUGUCAAUCCUAAGAUGGAACUUGAAGACCAAUAUGGAGAAGACAAUAUGUUCUUCAUCAAAUGGACAAAUUAUUCUGGUCAAUGGGAAUGAAACUGCAUUUAUAUCACUGUUGACCUGUGAAAAUGAGUUCUGGAAUGCAGAGUGUUUUCCUUGUCUACAUGAUGAAGUUCUUGCAGCUGUGGUAGAUGUUACUGAAUCUUCAAACCAAAAUGAAAGACAGGUCCAGUUUAUUCAGGCUUGCUUACCUGCUAAAGCGGGGACAGCGGAUCAGAAUGCAAAUCAAGCUGUUCAUACUAAUAAUUUGGACAAUUUAAAACGAUUAUUCUCCAGUCCUCCUUUCUUAAAGCCUUCCUCAGGCACAGUAGAUAACCAAGAUGCUUUUGAGCUUGACAUAGAUGAAAUUCAUAUUGAGGAACCUUUAUCCAUUUCAUCUCCUCAGAGAAAUGAUAUUGACAAGAGAGAUAAAGGGAAAGAAACAGACAGACAGAAAUUAUUUGAGGAUGCAAGCAUUGACUCGAAACCAAGAGCUAGAACAGCUGAAGAAAUUAAGGCUAAAUACAGAAAGACGGGGGUAAAUCUAAGAUCUGAAAAUUCUGAUGCCUCGACAGCAGCUGCACUUGCAAGGGAUAAGCUUGUACAGCGGCAAGAGAAACUCCAGAUGCUCAGCCAACGUACUGAAGAGUUGCAAAGUGGAGCAGAAGACUUCGCAUCCAUGGCAAAAGAACUCGCUAAAAGAAUGGAAAAUCGUAAAUGGUGGCAGUUAUGAUUGGUUGCAUGAUUUGUUAUUUACAUCGACGGGGUAUGCUCCUUUGGAAGUUGAAGUUCUGGACUAGUGAACUCCCCUCGCUUCUUGCAUAGGUUACUCGUCUCUGAUUACGUUGCCUAUUUACUGUUUGUAAACAUAUUUCGUCCCAAGUGUGUAUUUGUGUAAUUUCACGAAUUUGAUUAUUGUGUACAGCACAUUAAUAUGUAUAUUAUAAUCAGCCUCAAUAAG